Aplosporella prunicola CBS 121167 is the source of this 4059-nucleotide messenger RNA. RefSeq lists its product as uncharacterized. Gene Ontology annotation, molecular function: P-type ion transporter activity; ATP hydrolysis activity; ATP binding. The record is from RefSeq and is a predicted model, not a curated record. Gene Ontology annotation, biological process: intracellular calcium ion homeostasis. Gene Ontology annotation, cellular component: endoplasmic reticulum membrane. NCBI's taxonomy places the organism in Eukaryota, Fungi, Ascomycota, Dothideomycetes, Botryosphaeriales, Aplosporellaceae. The coding region runs from base 29 to 3925 and encodes 1298 amino acids. The transcript is spliced from 2 exons.
CCUUUUCGACCUUCGAGCGAUAACCGCCAUGGCAGUCAAGAUGCCGCUCGUCGACAACGAGCAAAUACAGUCGGCUAGCCUUCACAAUCCUCUGCCAUUUUCACUUCAUGCCUAUAUUUGGCCGUUCCUCGUCAUUUGGCCCGCUUUCUUUGCCGUCUACCUCUCCCCGGCGCAGUACGAGAAGCACCUGGGCUCUCAAGAAUGGACCUUUGUCUGGUCUGGCAGUAUCAUCACGAUUCAGUCUCUCAUCUGGCUCUCGACCCACUGGAAUGUUGAUCUGAAGGCCUUCUUUACUUCUACUAGGGCGAAUGAUGUCCGCAGCGCCCAGCUCAUCAAGGUCAUCCCCAUCGCGAACGCUGGCUUGGCCGAGAUUUGCAAGUUGAAGCGCGACAGCAUCGGCGGCAGACAAAACGUUUCUUUCCUCUUCCAGAAGCGCCGCUUCUUGUAUGAUGCGGAGAAGAACUCUUUUGCGCCACUUUCCUACGCCCUCGACGCCGAACCCAAGCCUGCCAUCAGCACCUUUCAAGAAUCGCGCGGUCUUACAUCUCCGGCGACCAUCAAACACUUGGAAGAAUACUAUGGCGACAACUCAUUCGAUAUUCCCGUGCCGACCUUCACCGAGCUCUUCAAGGAGCACGCCGUCGCGCCGUUCUUCGUCUUCCAAGUUUUCUGCGUCGGUCUCUGGAUGCUGGACGAAUACUGGUACUACUCGCUAUUCACGCUGUUCAUGCUGGUUGCCUUCGAGAGCACCGUUGUCUGGCAGAGGCAGAGGACCUUGAACGAGUUCCGCGGCAUGAGCAUCAAGCCAUACGACAUCUGGGUAUACAGGGAGAACAAGUGGGUGGAGAUUCAGAGCGACAAGCUGCUCCCGGGCGACCUUGUCUCCGUAGAGAGGACCAAGGAAGACGGCGGCGUUGCCUGUGAUAUGGCGCUCGUCGAAGGCUCAGCGAUCGUUAACGAGGCUAUGCUUUCUGGAGAGAGCACUCCGGUUCUGAAGGAUUCCGUCCAGCUCCGUCCCGGUGAUGCCUGCAUUGAACCCGAUGGUCUUGACAAGAAUGCCUUUCUCUACGGUGGUACCAAGGUCCUUCAAGUCACUCACGGCAACCCUAGCGAAGAUGCCCCGGACACGGUCCCCCAGCUGGCGUCUGGCGUUCCCCCGCCUCCGGAUAAGGGAGCUAUGGCCAUCGUUAUGAAGACCGGUUUCGAAACCAGCCAAGGAAGCCUUGUCAGAACUAUGAUCUACUCCACCGAGCGUGUUUCCGCAAACAACGUUGAGGCUUUGCUGUUCAUUCUCUUCCUCUUGAUCUUCGCCAUCGCUGCCUCGUGGUACGUCUGGCAGGAGGGUGUUGCCAGAGAUCGCAAGCGCUCUAAGCUUCUACUCGACUGCGUCCUCAUUAUCACCAGUGUCGUCCCUCCGGAACUUCCCAUGGAACUCAGCUUGGCCGUCAACACGAGCUUGGCUGCACUCAGCAAGUACGCCAUUUUCUGCACUGAGCCCUUCCGCAUUCCCUUUGCCGGUCGUGUGGACGUUGCCUGCUUUGAUAAGACUGGUACCCUCACUGGUGAAGAUCUUGUCGUGGAUGGUAUUGCCGGCUUGAGUCUUGGUAAGCCUGAGGCCAAGUCGGAGCCGAAUGGCGCUCAGACCGAGCUGGUCCCUGUGAACCAGGUUGGCCCUGAUACUACUUUGGUCCUUGCUACUGCGCAUGCUCUUGUUAAGCUUGAAGAGGGCGAUGUUGUUGGCGAGCCUAUGGAAAAAGCAACCCUCAGUGCUCUUGGCUGGAGCGUUGGUCGUCAUGACACGCUGACUAACAAGUCUGUACACACAAACUACGCCGAGCUCGUUCAGAUCAAGCGCCGCUUCCAAUUCUCCUCGGCGCUGAAGAGGCAAAGUUCCGUCGCGACGGUUCUUGGACCCAACCCGAAGACUGGUAAGAAGGGCAAGAGCACGUUCGUCGGUGUCAAGGGUGCACCAGAGACCAUCCGUAAGAUGCUUACGACUGUCCCGCCUAACUACGAGGAGACUUUCAAAUACUUCACCAGGAACGGUGGCCGUGUCCUUGCUUUGGCCCACAAGCGUUUGUCUACCGAGGAUGAAAUCAGCCAGAAGAGGAUCAACGACUUGAAGCGUGAAGAUGUCGAAUGCGACCUUACCUUUGCUGGUUUCUUGGUUCUUCAGUGUCCGCUCAAGGAUGAUGCAAAGAAGGCUGUCCAGAUGCUCAACGAAAGCAGCCACCGUGUUGUCAUGAUCACCGGCGACAAUCCUCUCACAGCCGUUCAUGUCGCCCGCCAAGUUGAGAUUGUUGACCGGGAUUGCCUGAUUUUGGACGCUCCGGAGCAUGAUGAGUCUGGUGAAAACCUCGUCUGGCGCAGCAUUGACGAUACCGUCAGCAUUCCGGUCGAUCCCACCAAGGACCUUGCGAAGGACGUACUCGAAACGAAAGACAUAUGUGUUACCGGUUUUGCUCUUGCUAAGUUCAAGGACCAGCCCGCCUGGCACCAGCUCUUGCGUCACGCCUGGGUCUACGCCCGUGUUUCUCCUAAGCAAAAGGAAGAUAUCCUGGUUGGUCUCAAAGAUGCUGGUUACACCACGCUCAUGUGCGGUGAUGGUACGAACGAUGUCGGCGCUCUGAAGCAGGCUCACAUUGGUGUCGCUUUGCUGAACGGUACCCGUGAUGACCUGGACAAGAUCGCCGAGCAUUUUAGGAUCAACAAGAUGAAGGAGAUUUACGAGAAGCAGGUCUCGGUCAUGAAGCGCUUCAACCAGCCUUGCCCGCCUGUCCCUCCUCUUAUUGCUCACAUUUACCCUCCCGGACCCACAAACCCCCACUACGAAAAGGCGAUGAAGCGCGAGGCCGACAAGAAGCUCACCAAGGGCGCCAUCGCGGCUGGCGCGCCUCCUAACAGUAACGAAACCGAGAAGAUCCCCACUAUCACGACCCCCGGCGCGCGCGCUCUUCAGGAGAACGAAACUCCUGCCCAGCAGCGCCAGCGUCUCGCUCAAGAGAAGGCAAAGGGCUGGGCUGAUAAGAUCCAGUCCUCGAUGAUGGAAUCUGAGCUUGACGAAAACGAGCCACCAACUAUCAAGCUUGGCGAUGCCUCCGUCGCUGCUCCUUUCACCAGCAAGCUUGCCAAUGUCGUCGCUAUCCCCAACAUUAUUCGCCAGGGCCGCUGCACGCUCGUCGCCACCAUCCAGAUGUACAAGAUUCUCGCACUCAACUGUCUCAUCAGCGCCUACAGUUUGAGUGUUCUUUACUUGGACGGUAUCAAGUUCGGUGAUGGACAAGUUACGAUCUCUGGUAUGAUGAUGAGCGUGUGCUUCCUGUCCAUCUCCCGCGCCAAGUCGGUCGAGCAGCUGUCGAAGGAGCGCCCGCAGCACAACAUCUUCAACUUCUACAUCAUCGGAUCUGUCCUUGGCCAGUUUGCCAUUCACAUUGCGACGCUGAUUUACAUUUCGCAAUACGUACAGCGCACCGAGCCUAAGAAUACCGAUAUCGACCUGGAAGGCGAAUUCGAGCCCUCGCUCCUGAACAGCGCCAUCUACCUGCUGCAACUGAUCCAGCAGAUCUCCACCUUUGCCAUCAACUACCAGGGUCGCCCGUUCCGCGAGUCGAUCAGCGAGAACAAGGGCAUGUACUACGGACUGGUUGGUGUGGCGUGCGUGGCUUUCAGCUGCGCGACCGAGUUCGUUCCCGAGAUCAACGAGAAGCUGCGUCUGGUGCCCUUCAGCACCGACUUCAAGCUGACCAUGACGACGGUCAUGAUCAUUGAUUAUGCCGGCUGCUGGAUCAUCGAGAAGGUGCUCAAGGUCCUGUUUAGUGAUUACAGGCCCAAGGAUAUUGCGAUCCGUCGUCCGGAUCAGUUGAAGAGGGAGGAGGAGCGCAAGAAGGCCGAGGCAGAGGAGGAGCUCCGCAAGAAGGAGCAGUAGGCGGUUAGCAUGAUUUGUAUGAGUUGAAGAGGGAUGGGGGUGCAGUGUUGUGCAUAGAUGAUAGAAGGCCGUCUCGGUGGCCAAUUCAAUUUACCUUCAAAAACCGGGCUGACGUUUGCGAGUGUGUUCGCUUC